AUGGAUCAAAGUACUCAAUUAUUGGACGGGGAUAAUGUGGUCGAGGAUCAAAGUUCUCAAUUUCUAUGGAGUGAAAAAAAUGAAGAGAUCUUAAUAACUUUGAUGGAAGAAGAAAGAAAGAAUGGAAAUCGAAAAAGCACCACAUUUUCUACUGAAGGAUGGAAAAAUUUAGAAGAAGGGAUGUUAAGGUUGACUAAAGAAAAGUAUACGAACUUACAAUUGAGGAAUAAAUUCAAUGGGUUGAGAGACAGAUAUAAAGCAUACAAAAAAUUUCUAUCCAACACUGGUUUGUCAUGGGACCCUGUAACUGGUCAGGUCACACUUACAGAUGCCCAAUGGGAGGAGAUGGAAAAGCAAGUCAGGCAUGCCAAACGGUUUCGGAAAAAAGGGUGCAAACAUUAUGAUCUGCUUAGUAACUUAUUUGGUGAUACAUAUGCAACUGAUAAUCGUGCUUAUCCUUCAAAUAGAAGCCCAUGUAUAAGUGGUGAUGAGGGAGAUGAAAAUCCUAAUGAGAUCAAUGAAGUGGUGGAUACUUCUCGUCAUAGGAGUCGGUCUCCUGAACUCACUCGUACAAGAUUAACUAAAGAGAGCUUUCAAAAAACAAUUUCCUCUGCUACGAGUGGAUUUGGCGAAUAUUUUAAGAAAAAGGCAGAGGCACUAGACAAGGGUGGAGGCUCAAGUGGUAUGUCUCAAGUUGAUCAAGACUCCGCUAAAGUUACUGAAUGCUUGCAAAUCUUAGAAGACAUGGGACCAAUUGAUGGAGACACAUUUUUCAAGGCCCUAAAACAAUUUCGUGCAGAUCCGCUAUGGAGUAGAGUAUUUGUUAACCUUAGUGAUGAGAAGAAGCGGGACUGGCUUGAAAGGCUGCAACUGGGACUAGAUUGA
This is a messenger RNA of Cornus florida, 885 nucleotides long. RefSeq lists its product as uncharacterized. The coding region runs from base 1 to 885 and encodes 294 amino acids. The record is from RefSeq and is a predicted model, not a curated record. NCBI's taxonomy places the organism in Eukaryota, Viridiplantae, Streptophyta, Magnoliopsida, Cornales, Cornaceae. The transcript has 2 exons.